Triticum turgidum subsp. durum (durum wheat) is the source of this 1032-nucleotide messenger RNA. The record is from the annotation of a GenBank genome assembly. Lineage: Eukaryota; Viridiplantae; Streptophyta; Magnoliopsida; Poales; Poaceae.
AUGCCCAACGUCAAGUCCGCCGCUGGUGCCGGUGCCAUCCCUGCCGGAUCCUCCGUCGGCGACGGCGAGGUGGAGGCAGGGUUCGCCAAGCUGCAGGGUGAGGAUUUCGAGUACUACAUGCAGACCUACUCCAUCAUGCUGGGCCGCAACAGCAAGAAAUCCACGGUGGAUGUGGAUCUCUCCAGCCUUGGUGGGGGGAUGAACAUCUCGCGCCACCACGCGCGGAUAUUCUACGACUUCCAGCGCCGCCGCUUCGCGCUGGAUGUCAUCGGCAAGAACGGCUGCCUGGUUGAGGGUGUCCUGCACCUCCCUGGGAACCCUCCUGUUAAGCUUGACUCGCAGGACCUCCUUCAGAUUGGAGACAAGAAGUUUUAUUUCCUCUUGCCCACGAGGUCUAUCUUUGCCUCGUUCGCUGCUCGGCAAGCCCCUGUUAUUCCUCCGCAGAUCCCGCCGCUAGCUUAUGCGCGGCCAGGGCACCCUCGUGUGCCCGAUUUCCAUGACCGCUUCUCUGAAGGUGAUUAUGGCCGGGACAGUGAUGACAUUGGGAAUGGUGUUGGGGAAGGUGGAAUGAAGGGCAAGCUGAAGAGAACCAAGAAGUCUCCCGGAGAUUUGGACAUCUAUGGUGGGCACAGAAUCAAUGUUGAAGCAAUAGGAACAUUGGGUGAAGACAACAGAUCAGAAAUAAGAUCAAGGGGUGACAAGGAUGUGGACAACCAGCACCUUCAAACGGAAGAGAAGGAAGUCGUGUCAUCUGUUGCGACUGUGUUAUCUGACCUCUGUGGCCCCGGAGAAUGGAUGCCUAUGAAAACACUCCAUACAGAGCUUAUGGACCAGUUUGGCAAUGUGUGGCACCACAGCAGGGUGCGGAAGUACCUGACGGCGGAUGACUGGUCGGUGAUAGAAGCCAAGGGGAGGCCAUGGUACGGGCUGCUGGGGCUGCUCAGGAAGUACCCGGAGCACUUCGUCAUCAACACGAAAUCCAAGGGCAGGGCGAUCUCGGAGUUCGUCUCGCUGGUUUCCUUGCUCUCCUGA